AUGGACGUUCUAUCGGUUGAAGCGUGCGUCCAGGCAGUCGUAUCUGCGUAUCGUGACGCCACGAAGCUUGUGCAGCGCCUGAAAGACAAGCAAAGCCAUGGUCAGGACUUCAUUCUUCCAGAUGAUCUCACCAAGGAAUUUGAGGAUUCACUCCAGCUCGGCGGCUUAGCCAUUCAAUCUCAGUACGACCAUGACGUUCGUCGCUUUGGCGAGACUUAUGCCCGUGGCGACUCGACUGGAAGAGAGCAAAUGAAGGAUAUUUUAAUCACCUUGCAACAAGCCGUCAUUUCUCACCUACGUGAAGUCUAUAUGGAUGAUGCCGCCCUCAAUCUCCAUGCCCUCAAGGAAACCUCAGAUGACUGUCGAGUCAAUGCCACUGUAUGUCUGGGUCAGCUGUACCAGCGCAUGUCGAGUGCCACUGCCGCCGUCAAGCAAAGCUCCAAACCAUACAUCGAUAGCACCGAUCCCUUACAACUACCUCCCUCUUUGGCCUAUUCCAGCAGCCGAAGCACCCAUUCCUCAUUCGGUGGCCAACCAUACGACGCCCAAUCAUCAGCAUCAUACAACACGUAUAGUUCCAAAACCGCCACCGAGUUCAACCGCAAGCCCGCUCCAAGACCGGCUCCUCAGCGACGGAUUUCCUUGACGUCGGCCGUUUCCUACUCAAGUGAGAUUCGGACGCGUGGUGAGGACAAUGUUCUAGCAAUCGCGUCACCAAUGUCGAGACAAGUCAGCCAAGGACAGGUUUCUUCCAGCAAAACUCAGACGACUCAGGUAGAAGAGGAUGAUCGGGCAUCUCUGCCUUCAUCGCCUCCCCCCUAUGUUCUAAGCCCCACUAUUCAGACGUCGGACGAAAAAGGCCAGAAGUUCCCUCCAAGUUCGACUUUUUACCAACCACCAACAAAGACCGUGGGUACGAAUGCAAGUCAGCCGCUGUCGACAAGGGAACUUCGUGGUACUCUAGACCAAAAUGCUUCUCUGACAACAAACAUCAUACAGCCGAUCCAUGAGUUGGAUAUCACGUCGCCACCAAAUCUCCCACGGCCUGGUUCCGAUUCGUCCUCGCCGGGGGCUGCUUUGCAGGCUCAGCCGCGUAGGGUCUCUUUGAAUCAAAUAUACAACACUCAGGAAUAUGUAGAAUCCUUGGAUAAGAAGAGUCGACCACCUGCAGAACUCUUGGCAUCGCGAGAGUACCAACAAUACCUCCAGCAGCUACAGAUGCAGCCUCAAUAUCGAAUGGAUCCCUUACUGGGCCAUGUCCGGCGAAAUGAGCAUCCCUAUAAACAUGCGGCAGAUCUUCAUGACCAGUCGAUUCACCAACCAAACGAUGUAGAAACUGAUCGGCGCAUAUACAAUGAUGCCUUGGCCAAGUCACCUCGGCCGUCUGGAGGUUCACUCUUACAAUCUUCAUUGCCAGGUCAGCAUGUGCAACAACAAAAUUUGGCCCUCGCUCGACCGAACAAGGAUGAUGACAACAGUUCGAAUUCUCCGACCUCUCCGACAGGGUUGCUUUCUCAGUCCAAGAUGGGGCUCUCAAGACCAAGACCUCUGUCAAUCCGAUCGACAAGCUCGACUUCAUCCAAGAUAGCAUCAUUUGCCCUUCGCAAAGGCCUUCCUCCUGGCAUUGCCGAAGCCAUUCAAAAGCCCACGCCGUCAGCUCAUGAACAGGCGAUCCACAACCAACCCCGUUACGUGAGGCCCCAGUCUCUCAUAGUAGCGCAAGAUACCCCCAAAAUGGGAUCGUCAUCCCCUUGGCCUGUUGUUGAAGGUAUGCAGAGCCCGUUGGAGGAAGAUAAUACCCAGAUGGAGAUCAGACAGCACUCCUCGUUGGAGUCGACAAUGAGAUUUCCUGGGUUGACAUCGUUGCAGAUCAGCCGGUCAGAAUUAAAUCUGCCCAGUGAGUCGAAUCUGGCGGGAUUCUGCAAAGGUGCGGUGCGACAGCAAUUGGGGGCACGGAAAAAAGGGUUUGGAGUGGAACACAAAAAGGGGAGCAAAGGGUUGGAAUACUUCAUGAAAUGCACAAAGUGUAACUUUGAAGGACCGGCAUCGGUUUCCAAGGCUCUUCCUAGUGGAGGGAGAGCAGCAGCCAAGGUCGAGAAAACUUACGACAAUAAGGUGCGAGUGGCUGAGGGCGGGAUCAAAUACCGAUGGAUCUUUCUGGCCAAGAGCCACGUGCUUAAUCGGGGCAACGUCAGCGAUUUGAAAAACAGCAACGACAUCUAUGGAUGCUACUUCUGCUGCGCCGAGGGGGCAGCCAAGGGCUGGUUUGACAACAGCGUGAAUCUGCAUCUGGCAACAUUGGGGGGAUUCGGCGAAGGGACCAAAGCGACGGCCGUGACAACACCAACGUUCAAUGGGCUGGAUGCCUUUAUGGAGCAUCUGGUCAGUCACCGACUGCCUGGACGAAGGCCUGGAUUGAUUGUGGCCAACGAGAUGAACUGUAUAAUUGGAAGGACGGCACACGACAGCGAAGAUUUCGACCUCAACCUACCGGCUUUGACAAGCUGA
This is a messenger RNA of Exophiala mesophila, 2508 nucleotides long. RefSeq lists its product as uncharacterized. The record is from RefSeq and is a predicted model, not a curated record. Lineage: Eukaryota; Fungi; Ascomycota; Eurotiomycetes; Chaetothyriales; Herpotrichiellaceae. Bases 1 to 2508 code for a protein of 835 amino acids. The transcript has 3 exons.